Messenger RNA from Brassica oleracea var. oleracea, 2418 nucleotides. RefSeq names its product G-type lectin S-receptor-like serine/threonine-protein kinase At1g61480. Bases 1 to 2418 code for a protein of 805 amino acids. Gene Ontology annotation, molecular function: protein serine/threonine kinase activity; ATP binding. The transcript is spliced from 7 exons. Gene Ontology annotation, biological process: recognition of pollen; protein phosphorylation. NCBI's taxonomy places the organism in Eukaryota, Viridiplantae, Streptophyta, Magnoliopsida, Brassicales, Brassicaceae. The record is from RefSeq and is a predicted model, not a curated record.
AUGGGGAUAACGUGGUUUGCUUUCUUUCUCUUGUUCACCAUGAUAUUAAGUUUUAGUCAUGGAGAAAUAACUACAGAGAGUCCUUUGUCAAUAGGAAAAACUCUCAGUUCCUCUAAUGGAGUUUAUGAACUUGGGUUCUUUAGUCUUAACAACUCCCAGAAUCAGUAUGUUGGAAUCUGGUUCAAAGGUAUCACUCCUCGGGUGGUUGUGUGGGUGGCCAAUAGAGAAAAUCCUGUUACAGACUCCAAGGCAAAUCUAAGUAUCAGCAGCAAUGGAACUCUUCUCUUACUGGAUAGAAACCAUGGCGUUGUCUGGUCUAGUGAAGGAACUUUCCCAUCUUCUAAAGGUUCUCGUGCAGAGCUUUCAGACAGGGGAAAUCUUAUUGCCAUAGACAACGUUUCCGGACGAAUACUAUGGGAAAGCUUUGCGCAUCUUAGUGAUACUAUGCUCCCUUUCUCACCCUUGACGUGUAAUCUCACGACCGGUGAGAAGCGGGUGUUGACUUCUUGGAAAAGUUACACUGAUCCAUCGCCUGGUGAUUUUGUGACUCAGAUUACACCGCAAGUUCCAUCACAGGUGCUUACCACGAGAGGCUCAAAGCCUUAUUAUCGAAGCGGUCCAUGGGCUAAAAUAAGGUUCACGGGGAUACCACUAAUGAAUGAAACGUUAGCAAGUGAAUUCAGCUAUCCACAGGAUGCAAACGGGUCAGGGUCUUUCUCUUUUGUAGGAAGAGACUCCAAACUUUCACGUCUAGUUCUAACACCAGAGGGCCAUCUUAAAAGGUUUCAACAUAGUGGGACCAAGUGGGAAGUAACCUAUGAGGGUCCAUUAGCCAAUUCAUGCGAUGUUUACGGUUUAUGUGGACCUUUUGGGUUGUGUGUUAGGUCCGUACCUCCAAAGUGUAAAUGCUUCAAAGGGUUUGUUCCAAAAUAUAAAGAGGAGUGGGAAAGAGGAAACUGGACUGAUGGUUGUGUAAGGCGAACCGAACUACUUUGUUAUGGAAACUCUACUGGCAAAUCUCAAAAUGUCUUCCAUCCUGUUGCCAACAUAAAGCCUCCAGACUUUUACAAAUUUGCAGAUUUGGAUGCUGAAGAAUGCUACCAAAGUUGCCUCCGAAACUGUUCUUGCUUGGCCUUUGCUUUUAUUCGGGAAAUUGGGUGCUUAAUGUGGAAUCAUGAGUUAAUGGACACAGUGCAGUUUUCUUCAGGAGGAGAGCUUCUUUCCAUUCGUCUUGCACGUUCUGAGUUGGAUGGAAAUAAGCGCAAGAAGACCAUCACUGCUAGUCUUGUCAGCCUUUUUCUUUUUGUGAUAUUGGGUUCUGCUGUGUUUUGUGUUUGGAGAUACAGAGUGAAACAUAAUGAAAAAAUAUCAAACGAUGCUUCACAAGAUGCAUGGAGCAAUGAUCUGACACCACAAGAUUUCUCAAGUUUAUGUUUCUUUGAAAUGAAUAUUAUUCAAACUGCCACCAAUAAUUUUAGCCUCUCAAAUAAACUUGGGCAUGGUGGAUUUGGUUCAGUUUAUAAGGGGAAGCUUCAAGAUGGCAAAGAAAUUGCUGUAAAACGGCUUUCUAGCAGCUCUAGACAGGGAAAAGAGGAAUUCAUGAAUGAGAUAGUACUCAUCUCAAAACUACAACACAGAAACUUGGUACGAAUUUUUGGAUGUUGCAUUGAAGGAGAAGAGAGACUGUUGAUUUAUGAGUUCAUGGUGUACAAAAGCCUUGAUACUUUUCUCUUUGAUUCAAGUAAAAAGCAUAAGAUUGAUUGGCAAAAGAGAUUUGAUAUCAUUCAAGGUAUUGCGCGUGGACUUCUCUAUCUCCACCAUGACUCACGCCUCAGGGUCAUUCACCGAGAUCUCAAGGUCAGCAAUAUUCUUCUGGAUGAGAACAUGAACCCGAAAAUAUCAGAUUUUGGUUUGGCUCGGAUGUUUGAGGGAGCCCAAUAUGAGGAAAAUACUCGCAGGGUUGUUGGUACUCUAGGAUAUAUGUCUCCUGAGUAUGCAUGGACAGGGAUAUUCUCUGAGAAAUCAGACAUCUAUGCAUUUGGAGUUCUUUUGUUAGAAAUCAUCAGUGGAGAAAAGAUCUCAAGAUUCAACUAUGCAAAAGAAGGAAAAGACCUACUUGAAUAUGUAUGGGAGUCUUGGUGUGAAAAUGGAGGAAUUUUUCUCUUGGACAAAGAUGUUGAUGAUUCAUCCCACCCACUAGAAGUAGCUAGAUGUGUUCAGAUUGGUCUGCUCUGUGUUCAACACCAACCUGUGGACAGACCCAACACACUUGAGUUGAUGUCUAUGCUCACCACAAAAUCAGAUCUUCCAUCACCAGAGAAACCUAUAUUUGUAGUGCAUAAGAGGGAUUAUGAAUCCUUGUCUAAUCCUUUGAUUACCUUCAAUGAGAUGACACAGUCUGUGAUCAUCGGGCGUUAA